AUGGUACCACCAGAGCGAGCCCUACCUAAGUCGAGAAACGAUAUCUCGCACAUACUGCCUCGAUCGAGAAACGAUAAUUCGCGAGUGCUAACCCAGUCGAGUGACGAGGACUCGCAGACACCAGCCUCGUCGCAAUCGAGUUACGAUGACUCGCAGCUAUCUGUUGUUGUACAGGGAGACAGGACCUUGUCGCCUAUACGGAGUGAUGAUACCUUUGGAUCAUUUGUAGAUGAUUUACAAGACAUCAUCCAGAGAAAUAACUCACCACCCGGCGGCGACCAGCAACAAGACGACGCUCAACAAGAAGCACUGGAACACCACCCUGAACUCAAAAUUCGCGCUCCGCGCGUCACACUAAACACAUUUAGUGACAGCGAGGAAGAGCUUGCGUUAAUGAAUAUACCUGAAGAGAACAUCAUCCCAACAUUCUUAACAGUAGCCGCAAUGGAAACAGAACCUUUUGAGCCAAAGACUCUGCAUCAAGCGAAGAACGAUGCAAGCUGGCUCGAAUGGGAAAGAGCAAUGCUUGAAGAAGUGAACUCACUCAAACAAAACAAAAAAUGGGAGCUUGUUGAUCCCCCCCCAAAGACCGGCGAGUUCUCAGUGGAAAAUGGGUGUUCAAACUCUAACGAGGACUAG
This is a messenger RNA of Penicillium brevicompactum, 639 nucleotides long. RefSeq lists its product as uncharacterized. The coding region runs from base 1 to 639 and encodes 212 amino acids. The transcript has 2 exons. The record is from RefSeq and is a predicted model, not a curated record. NCBI's taxonomy places the organism in Eukaryota, Fungi, Ascomycota, Eurotiomycetes, Eurotiales, Aspergillaceae.